AAGGGACUGAGUCAAUGACGUCGUGCUUGGACAGUGGUCACGGGACGACGCCGCGGCGGGACGGGAAGGAUUUCAGGUUUGGUGAAUUGGCGAAUGCAUUUGGGCGGCGGGACUUGGGCGAGAACCUCGCCAUUUGGGUACAUGCCAAAUCGUAAAGGCAAUUGAUGAGCGCGAAACCGAGGCUUUGAAUGUUAGCAGACAACACUGAACAUACAGAAUUCUACGGUAAUAGAUUGUCUGACAGUUCCUUGACAGCUCACGCUGGUAAUCAGUGGCAAUCGUAGGUAAUAUUGCACGUUUUCACUGGGACUCAUUGUCAACGUACCCUCCAGGUAUAGCUUCAGUGCCGCGGCGGGACAUGCGUUGGCGCUUCGGCAACACAUUCCCCGCGAUCCCUAUGACUACCAACUCGAAGGGGUCUCGAUGGACGCGACUUGCUUGCUAUGCUAGCAACAGGCUCCGGAAAAAACUGGUCAUGUUAUGAUGUAUGCGCUAAGCUCGUUCAGUUGACAAUUAAUCCUCACUUCUGCAAGUUCUAUGGCAGAGUAGGGGUCUACCCGGAGGGUACCCGCCCUAGGCACAGACCCGUGACAGCGGGUACGGGUUCUGCGUGGGUCCGCACGGGUUGUACGGAUCAUGGCCUGUCACGCACAGGGUGGGCGAGUGGGCGGCGAGAUCGGACAGGCGGUGAGAGCAGGCGGGCAGGUGUGAGUGGGCAAGCGGGCGAGAGCGGACAGGCAGGCGAGAAGCUGCGUGUGGGCGGCCAAGAAGGCGAGUGCAAGCGGAACAGGCGGGUGGUCGAGCGGGCGAGCGAGGCAGCAGGCAACCAGGAGCAAACAGGACGGCAGACGAGCGGGACAGUGGGCACUCCUCUCUUCGCCGCAGCGCGUCCGAACCCGCCCCUCAAGCCCGCCUCCUCGUUGGGCGGCGAUCCGUCAUCUCUCCGCUGGACGCACCGCGGCACAAGGCGGCAGCCGCCCCCGUGCAUCCCCCACCGAGCGCGUAUAUACGCGCGCAGAGAGCAUCAAUGUAGCUGCGGCGGGGACAUAUGGCAGCCCGCCAUCUCGCCGCCGCGCCGGGAACAUCGCCAGGCUGCUUCUUCGGGGGGUGGCCGAGUUUCUUGUAGCCAGUGAUCAUGUAACUCGCGAGACAUCCAACGAAGGAGUUUGCGAUAGUGAAUGAUGAAGUCCGGGAACUUGAAGUUGAACUGAUGAGGAUUGAAGGCGAAGGGCGCAAUGCAGAGAGGCCCGACCGAGAACCAGAAGUAGAUGAGAUAUGGAGUCCAAAGGGCCAUGGUCGCAUGC
Messenger RNA from Fomitopsis serialis, 1304 nucleotides. RefSeq lists its product as uncharacterized. NCBI's taxonomy places the organism in Eukaryota, Fungi, Basidiomycota, Agaricomycetes, Polyporales, Fomitopsidaceae. Bases 444 to 1133 code for a protein of 229 amino acids. The transcript has a single exon. The record is from RefSeq and is a predicted model, not a curated record.